UUUUUUCAAUACUUACUUACAGUUGUCAUAAAGAAACUACCAGUCACAAAUCUGAGAAGGAAAUCUCGAAUGGCCUCGCCAAAAUAAAAAAUACGACCAGACGGACACAAUGACUACAGGACAAUGAGAAUUUUAUUAUGAUAAAUAAACGACAAAUCUGCUUAGUAAAUAAAUUCACUCAAUUAUAAUUUUAUUACUAGGUAAUAAAUAUCAUUGAAUGGAAAACAGAAUGCUCCUCGCAACGUUGGUGAUGGAUAACAAAAUCCAGGUGGAGGAAACUUUUACGGAUAGGUGGCAGCACUAGUGACACAGUUUUUAUGUCAGUAAAUUUGCAGCCUUCGUGAAAUUCAGCUUUAGGUAAAAACCUGUUUGCAUUUGCAAGUUGUUAAUCGCCAGUUUAAAAAACAAUGGAGACACCUUCGUGAUAGACGGGAUCGCUAAUAUUCAAGGGCAGCGGAGUGACGAUGAGUAGUGCAGCCUCCUCCGCGGCUCCCGCCGCUCAAUGAUGAAGUGUUCGCAGAUCGAUGUGAUGGCGUGCACAGUGAAGCUAGAGGGCGAGGACAAGGAUCGCAAAUUCAACGCAGCGAAUAAAGAGCAACCUCAUGAGAGCGGGUCGCUGCCAGAUGCCUCUGACUCGCUACAGAAACCCGACUACUUCCCCAAACAACGCCACCGGUGGAACACGAACGAGGAAGUUUCUGCCUUCCUGAAUUGUUUCGAGAGUCAUCGGGAUUGGUUGACGUCGGACGUCCGCCUCAGGCCCAAGUCUGGCUCGAUGCUCCUCUACAACCGCAAGGUGUGCAAGUACCGGAAGGAUGGCUACUGCUGGAAGAAGCGCAAGGACGGCAAGACCACACGAGAGGACCACAUGAAACUCAAAGUACAGGGAGUCGAGUGCAUAUACGGAUGCUACGUGCACUCUGCCAUACUGCCAACCUUUCAUCGCCGCUGCUACUGGCUGCUGCAGAAUCCGGACAUAGUGCUGGUGCAUUACCUGAACGCACCGUUUGAGCAGGACAGCAAGCCGUGCGUGCUCUAUGGACUCAACUAUUACCUGGACAAGCGGCAAUGGACGCAGGAAGAACUUAUCUCUCAGCUGAAGCCAAUGUUUUACAGUGAAGAUCAGGUCGAUAUGAACAACGAAACGGAGAAAGCGACGGCGCAGACGAUUGACGCCAUCGUGCAGCAGCUGCUGGACCGGCAGAACCACAAGGCUGCGUGCACGGCAGACUGUACCUGCCACGACGCGUCGCGCCGCGACCGAUGUCCCCGCCACCGCGCCCUCACGCCGAAGAUCAAACGCUCCAGCCCGCCGGUGGCCGCCGUUACCGCGGCGACAAACGGCGGCUACGCGGCCGACAUGAAUGGCCACCAGGGGGCGCCGAUCGUCAUCGACGUGUCGCAGCUUCGUGGCGAGAACGGCGUCGUCGUCGUCAACGGCGACGGAAGCAGCGGCACGCAGACGCCGACCGCAAUGUCGCUGAAGGUCGCCAACAAGUUGUCGUCGGCGACGGCGACGACGGCAGACGCGCGAGAGGGCGCCACCAGCAACGGCGUGUACAGCAGCGGCGGCCACAUCUACCAUCUGCCGCCUGGUGACGUCUUCGGCUCCGGUGCUGACACCUACGUUGCAAAACAGACUGAGUGGAGUGCGCCACCGAUGACACAGAGCCACCUGGUGACGAAUGGCAUGGGCGAGCUGUACGGUGGCGCCGCCCUGGCGACGGCCGGCGACGACGACUUUGGGCAGAAGGUGAACGGCGUCGCGGACUUUCAUGGAGCGGACGAUCUCUUUGAACUCGACAUGCUCCACGACUUUCCCGACUUCCUCCAGUCGGACGACUACCACCAGGCGGCGCUGGCGCACCCGACUCUUGAGACGGUGGUCGGCACGGCGACGGAGGUGUUCGACGGGGGAGGGAUGCCGGAUGGUGGCGCCGCCUCUCGGCACGAUGUCAUCAGCGACUUUUCGCCGGAGUGGUCGUAUCCAGAGGGAGGAACCAAGGUUCUGGUGACGGGGCCAUGGUACUCGCAGACUCUGCCCUACACCUGUUUGUUUGACAGCAUCAGCGCACCUGCAUCGCUUAUACAGAGUGGAGUUCUUCGAUGCUUCUGUCCAGCACAUGAGCCGGGCCUCGUCACGCUACAGGUGGCCUGCGACAGCGUCGUCAUCUCCACAUCCGUCGUGUUCGAGUACAAGGCCCGCCCCUCCGCCCUGCAGCCGGCCAAUCACGAGCAGUGGCUCUCCGUCGACGAGGACAGGUUCAAGAUGUCCAUCCUGGAGCGAUUGGAGCAAAUGGAGAGAAUGCUUGCGAACACUAGCCAAAAAUCUCAGAGAGCCCAGCAGAGUGCGAUUCCGUUCAACACGAGCACGCUGUCCUUCGAGGAUCGGCUCGUCUCCUACGUUCAGCGCGCGAGCCAGCGACCGUGGCUGAAGCCAACGCAGAUCCAGUGUCUGCCGCGCACAUGCCGCGGCAUGAACACCCUGCACCUAGCCACCGCGCUCGGCUACACACGCCUCGUGCAGACGCUCAUACGCUGGAGGUGUGAGAGCCCGAGCAUCGUACUGGACAUGGAGGUGGAUGCGGUAACCGGCGACGACAUGAUGUGCACUCCGCUGAUGUGGGCGUGUGCGCUGGACCACAAGGACACGGCGUUGCUACUCUACCAGUGGAACAGCGCAGCGCUGAGCGUACAGAACGCUGCGGGACUGCUGCCCCUCGACGCGGCCCGCGGCCACGCGUCCAGCCGGCUAGCCGACCAGCUAGAGAGCAUGGAGGUCGCGCGCGUCAGCUGUAACUCACAACACAUGGCGGCGUGGAAGGACGUGUCGUCGCCCGCGGCAACGCCGACGUCCACCCGCUCCUCCUCGAUCACGUCCGACGACGCUCUCAUGGCCGUCGCGUCGCUCUACCACGACGAAUCAGACGUCAGCGACUCAGACGCAAAGAAGAUGGCGUCCACCGCCGCCACGUGGCCCUACGCAAAGUCUUGCGACACCGACGAGAGAUGGCGCCACGGGUCGCGGCACGGCCGGCUCUGCAAGCGGCAGUCGGUCGAGGGGCCGGACGAGAUCAGGAACGACUCGUCAGCGAAGCAGCGUCGCACGCCCUCUGUUGAGAGAAAGCUGCAGAGCGGCGGCGGCAGCGUGGAUGCAGCAGACAAGCCGGCUGAGGCGGCCCUCGCCUCUCCACUCUUCAUGGACGUUGACCCUGAUGACUCAUUGCGUGGUUACCAUGACUACAGAUUGGGCAGGGAUGAAGAUCAAACCUCGCUCCUCAUGGAUACAGACGCCGACACGCUGUCGAGCUGCAGCCCGCUCAUCGACGUCGUCAAUCUAUCCGACGACGAAUGCGAGAACGUGGCGCCCCCACGCUCGGUGGCGGACGAGGGUGGCGGUGGCGGCGGCGGCGGUGGGCGCGCGGGCGACCAGCGCGUGCUGACGCUGGCAGAGCAGAUCAUCGCGGCGAUACCGGAGCGCAUCAAGAACAACCUGCACAUGAGCGACGUGGCGGGAGCGGACGACGCCGGGUUCACGCUAGACAGCCGCCGAUACAGGGGCUGGGGAGGCAGUACUCCCUCCUCCAGCUCUAGCCCAGCCUCCAGUCUGCAGAGCCCCUCGCCACCGCCCACCGCCGCCGAGUUCCGGGGCUUCUUCAAUGCAUCCGGGAAGAUGCUGGAGAGAAACUUUGCGGAGUUGACACUGUCCGAUAAGGAACAGAGAGAACUCUAUGAGGCAGCAAAGAUUAUUCAGUGUGCAUAUCGCCAGUAUAGGGGGCGCCGCCGGCAGCAGGAGCAAGAGCGCGCAGCAGCAAUACUCAUCCAGAGCUACUAUCGUCGGUACAAGCAGUACGCGUUCUUCAAGAAAAUGACGCGGGCCGCCGUGCUGAUCCAGAGCCAGUACCGCAGCUACCGGCAGCACAAGUACCGCAAGCAGGCAUGCCACCUGAGCAGCGAUCUGGCUAGUCGCUGUUGUGCCCAGUCUAUCCUGCAGCAACAGCCCAUCAAUAGCAACAGUAGUAACAUCAAUGCCGGCAGCAGUGGCGGCCUCUAUAUUGAAAACGUUCUCACGCUGAAGCGACAGCAGGCGGCGGCGAGAAAGAUCCAACGGUUCAUGCGGCAAUCGAAAAAUAGGUUGCAGCAAGAACGAGCAAGAUUGGCAGGCAUGGCAAGAAGAGAGACUGCCGAUGACAUGCUGUAGCCAUGGCAACGCCAGCCGGCCAGCCGACGCCAUGUUGGGAAGGAUGGAGGCGGUCACCAACCGGUAGCUAUGCGGUUUCGGCGCGCGAGAGCGAGCGACGUUCUUGUGUUUACUAGCGGGCAAGUCGGCUAUCGUGGUACGCGAGCCAGUCGUGUGACGUAGGCGUAGCGACAUGAAGCGAUCGCCUCUCGUCGUUCCACCGUGAAGUGUUAAGGAGAGAUCUUGCCUCCCCCCCCCCGCAACGUCGUUUGCGGCGGUGGCGCUCUCUCUCGCACGCUGUCCACGAUUGCAGAGCAUGCGUCGAUGUUGCUUUAACCACCUUCUUCGUGGAGAAGGGGGGAGUGUACGUGUGCUGAGACCGGGAGGAACUCCGUUGCAUUAUGUAAAAGUUUGCGUUGUCGACCGGACGAGAGAGCGUCGCGUGGCAAGGUCUUUGGCAAGCGAGAGAGGACACGCCCUUCGGUACCUCGAUGAUGGCCCCUCCCCCUGGAGAAAGGGAGUCGCACUGUAGCACCACACCCCUCACCCACCCCCGCACCCCUCACCCCCCUGUGAUGACAUUUGUGCCUACCCUCGGGCAGAUGUAUCUCUGCUACACUGCCCCCCACCCCCAUCCACACCCCUGUGGUGGUUAGCACUAGAACUAUAGCCCUUUCUCUCCACCACAGGCCUUGCUGCUGUGGCGCAGGAAAGGGCUAUAGUUGUAGAGCUACCUCGUGGUGAGUCUAUGUUAGUAGUGUGCAAGGACGUAAGGUAGUGUGGCACGUAGACAUGACCGGUAGGGCGAUGUUUACGGCCAUGUACGGGGCGAUGUUUACGGCCAUGUACGGGGCGAUGUUUACGGCCAUGUACGGGGCGAUGUUUACGUGCGAAUUCCGUUCAUGCAGGUUAAUAUUUAACCCUUUAUCUCUGCGAAGCUCCGCCCGCAUUAUUCGGUUGAUGCACAUAUGAUAUACCUGAAGAUUGAGGAUAACAUCGCCCGUGUAAAUAGCAUGUAGAACUUUCGUAAGCACUUUAAUACUGAUCUAUUGCAUGAUAUUUGUAAUACGUUUGGUGUGGUGGUUUGGAAACGUAAGUCUGCUCAUUUUGGAGAUAAAGGUCGAUUACUUGCAUAUAUGUACUUGGCUUAAAUGUUGCACACGCAAGCAACUUCUAUAUAUUGUGUGACUUCAGUGGGUAAAGUUUGUGCCCUGUUUGAGGUUUGAUGAAUGAAUCGGUGUUUUUAUUACCGAGAAUGACGUCAUACCUUCGCAUAACACGUGAUGUCGAUAAUAUCAGAAGUGCAUAAUAAUAGAUCAAUCUAAGCUAGAUAAUAAUCUAGUAUUAUUCACUCCUGAUAAUACGAACAUCUGUCAACACAAAACAUGGCGUAACACAGAUCAUUUCGCCUACUGAUUGCAUCUGUGAAUCGCUCUAAAUCCAAUUGCUGUCCCCUGCUUCGUUGCUGGGGAUGUAUAUGUAUAUAUAAAUGCUAGACGUGAUUCUGCACGUCGCUCGCCCGCGUACAUCCGUCGUUUCUCCACAAACACGGAGACGCGCACACGACGGAGCGAGAAUCAAGCGACGUUUCACGAACGAACGAAUGAAAAAAAAAACGGGUGGUUUGAGGUGAUCUGAAAGACCAAGAAUCGAUAGUAGAUAUAGUCGCUAAACGCAUCGCUCUUUGUGAUAUCGAUUAUCCACUGUGCAUUUUGGCAUGCACGUCUCAAUUGUCAAUUCUAGUAUAUAUACGUAUAUAUAUAUAUAUAUAUAUACGUAAUCGAAUAUCGUAAUGUGUUUGAAUUUUAUAAAUUUUAGCGCUAAAUUUUUUGGGAGAGUGCGUAGAGUUAAACCUCUCUAUAAGCAUAGUCUAUUGUGCCCCGAUAUUUUGCUUGAUUAUAGUAUCAGCCUGGUACUUUUGUUGGUUAGGUUUGUAGGUUUGGUACUGCGCUGUUUUUCUCAUGGCAUGUGAUGGCUUGAUGAGCAGUUUAGGCAUACGCAUUUCCUUUCAGACAUGCGCUCCCAAUGCACUCAUGCGCUUCAUGUAACCAGCUAGGGUAGCAGAUGGUCGCCAAAGUCGUUUCACAGCUUGUGUUUUGAGAUUUUAAGUCGGUAGCUAUUUUAAGUAUUUGGUUAGGGUUUUUUCUUCUCACUUGCCGCUUGUACUGCUCGCACAAGGUUUGGGCACAUGCAGUCAUAAGAUAGCAGCUAUUUUGAAUUGUAGCUUAGAAGCAGCCGUUAUUGUAGUCUUGCAACUUCCUUGAAUGAUCGUAGUGGAGGAUUUAACCGAAGCCGAUGCUCCACAGGCAUUCGGUUACGGUUAUAUGGUUUAUGGUUGUUUUUGUUCUUGUAAAUAAUUGUCAGUUUUUAUCGUAUGCGAGAUUUCGACCAAGCGCGCUCAUAAGUAUCUUCCAAAUUUGCACGGAACACGUAUUUUGGGUAUUUCAAUACGCCCCUAACGUUUUUUAUAUAAAAUACUUAACUAGAAAAAGCAGACAGGCAGAUGUCAUUUGCAUUUUUUGUGUAGCACCCAUUAUAAGAUAUUGCUAUAUAUUCGACUAACUUUUUGCAACAUAUUGUGUUGCGGUUUCGUAUUAUUAUAAAAUAACGUAAGUGCACGUGUGUGUGUUCUAGUAGAAAACGCGGGAAAAUUAAGCUGUUCGUUGUGGAACACUAUGCAUUUAAUCUGACGUCGAGCGAUUCCAGAGCGAUCUGUGUCGCCUGCGUGACUUGUACUUUAAAACUAACAUUUACUAUUUGUGAUUUGAAAUCUUUAUUCAAACUGACGUGUUGGUGCCGCGAUCUGUUUGUCAGAUGACGUCAUCAGAUAUAUCGAUAGAUUUUUCGGAUGGAAGUCGCUAUCAUCCUUUUCCAAUGCUUAUCGCUUGUAUGAAUUCCUUUAAUCGCGUAUUCUCAUUCGAGUGUAGUAGCAGUACAAACCUAACCAUCCUCUCAUCGCGGUUAUUUUUAUUUGCGCGUUUUUUGUGUGUGGAAUUUUUGCGAUCGUUUUCAAGAACGUAAGUAUCGCGUCAGUUGAGAGUUACCUGUGUGUGUAGGGAAGCCAAGCUUCCACUGCACCCCUGUAGUAGCGUCUGUCCAUCACUAAAACUUGUCCCUCUCACAUAAACCUGCGUAACUCUACGACUGCAUACAUCGUUAACUUAAUUGUUGUAAACGUUAACUUUACGCUCACAUUUAAUCCUACUUAUCGACUUUAAUACAAUUUAUAAUUAGCCGUGCUUAUAGUUAUAUGCGGCAUAUUUUUAGUCGUAUUCUUGAUAUUAUAAUACUUAAUGACUCAUUCAUUAUUAAAUUUAAUAGUACUACUUCUUUCUGUGUGUAUAGUGACUUAAUUUUCACUAACAACGUUUCAAUGCUCUCCCUCUCUCACCCGAUUAUGUUGAACGACGGAAUGAAAGAUAGUGAUUAUGUGCGCAAACCAUGUGGGUAGAUUAGAUUGAAGGCAGUCUUAUCGUUUGGAUAUGAAUGACGUAUAUUGACAGACAGUCGUGAUCUCUUAGCUUCGCAGUAAAAGGUAGCAGCGUGUGUACAUGUGUGCGUGCGCUCGCGGGCACGGGUGUAGUUCUACUUUGUAUGCACUCCAUUUUUGUGUCCGUGGAUUUACGUGGAUUUAUGGAACUUUUUUAAAUGUUGGGCAAAAACAAGGCGGGCAAUAUUCACUACGAUGAAAAUAUUUCCGCUCGUUUUUGUCUUUUGGUAUACGGUUACUUCAGGUGUAGUUCGUGUUUACGUCUCCACAUUUGCUGUUAUCGUUGUUGUUGUUGUUGUUAUUGUUGUUAUUUGCUACGACUGUGUUUCAGGAACUUGUGUCUGUGAGCGUAGGAGAGCCAUUGCACGCGUAAAGGAAGCCUUUACCUUGCUGCCACUCCACCCCCUGCUAAAUCGGGUCUUACUUAUCUAAACUUUUGCUAAAGAAAUAUAGUUGUGGAGAAAAGCUUUAAGGAUGAAGAAUCGGAUGUGGUUUCGCGCAUGCUCUGAGAGUCGCGGUUCUCGUUUUUAAGCGCGUUUUCCGCAUCGGCUGCGCUUCUUUGUCGCGGCUACUAUACUCGCUAUAAUCGUUGUCUUUGUAUGUAUCAUUCUCAUUUACUCAUCUAAAUGAUAUUUGAUCGAUGUUAUAAAUCUUUUUUUUAUUUUACAUAUUACAAACACCUAUUAUUAUUACUCGAGUACGUUUUUUGCUGCACGUGAAGUCGUGAACGUAUAAAGCUUACAAAUAAGAUUUUUUCAUGUGUGCGUAUUAAAUAGACGCGUUUUUACUCGUCCUACUACCCGUUGACGUUAACUUUUAAUAAGAGCUGUGACGUGGGAUUAAUUAUCUGGAACGGCUUUGUUGAUUGUUGUAGUCUUCUCGUGCGUGUGUAAGUCGGUUUUUUCAAAGUUAUUUUUAUUCACUCCUGAUGUGAUCAAGAUCAUGUAAAUGUUUUGACUUUAGGUUUGAAGUUUUAUGUGCCCUUGGUAGGAUGCGUCGCCUCUCUCUCCCUUUCUCUCUCUCUCUCUCUCUCUCUCUCUCUCUCUCUCUCUCUUUCUCUCUCUC
Molecule: messenger RNA, 8735 nt
Organism: Priapulus caudatus
Lineage: Eukaryota; Metazoa; Priapulida; Priapulimorpha; Priapulimorphida; Priapulidae
Product: calmodulin-binding transcription activator 1-like
Exons: 23
Coding region: 503-4201 (1232 amino acids)
Biological process (GO): regulation of transcription by RNA polymerase II
Cellular component (GO): nucleus
Molecular function (GO): transcription coregulator activity; double-stranded DNA binding; protein binding
Source: RefSeq, a predicted model, not a curated record